This is a messenger RNA of Photinus pyralis (common eastern firefly), 2885 nucleotides long. RefSeq names its product thioredoxin domain-containing protein 11. The record is from RefSeq and is a predicted model, not a curated record. The coding region runs from base 205 to 2760 and encodes 851 amino acids. The transcript is spliced from 10 exons. Lineage: Eukaryota; Metazoa; Arthropoda; Insecta; Coleoptera; Lampyridae.
UUUGACAACGAUCAAAUGAACCAAUGGAAAAUGGGUAGACGUGGUGAUCAUCAUAAGGUAUUUAUUUACAAAGUUCAAUCAAAAUGUUUAUUAUUUAAUUAAUCCCAAUCAAAUCAUUUUACGAUUGUAUUGCAUCAACCGCAUCGAAUACCCAUUAGAGUAACUAUUGAGUUUCGUAAUCUCAUGGAAUGAAGUCGAACUGGCAUGUCAGAAUUGUCCAACCAGCAGGUGCAAUCAAACUCCUUGGUUUCCUCACCUACAGAUAAGAUUUUAAUUGGCGAUAAAGAUGCAGAUUAUAAUAGCGUCGAAGCCGAGCAGGAUAAGACAGAAUUGUUUACAGACGAAUCGACGACGUGCUUUAUUAAACGUCCAAAAGUGCGACAAUUUUUAUUUAAAAUGUAUUUAGUACUGAAAGAGUUGCUUAUUGUUUCACUUAUGGCUAUAACUUACGCUGCGUUAAUGAACGACGCACCCAAAAUAUCGAAAAGUCCGGCCUCAUUUCCAUUUUUUCCACAUGAUUCCAUCGUGAUCGACUGGUAUCACGGGGAAUUGAGUGAAGCGAUUGAUAAGGCACGAGAAUCGGAUAUCGCAUUUGUUAUGUUUUACGCGCCCUGGGAUGCUGAAAGUCAAGCAGUGCGUGCCCAGUUUGAUUUAGCAGCACGAUAUAUGGGUGAUGAAGUCUCGUUUGCGGCAAUUAAUUGUUGGCAACCAGGGAGUGAGUGUCGUAAGCAGUACAGUAAGGCGUACAGUUGGCCUGUGCUAAUUGCGUACCCUACUCAUGGCAAAGGCAUACAGUAUAAAGGCCCCAAUACCGCCCAUUACAUGGUGAAGUUUUUAAAGUCUCUCACACGACCUUUGCUUAGGAUUUAUGACGAGAGUGAUGUGGACGACUUACUCAGUAACCAUGAUGCGGUGAUUGUCGGUUGUGUGAAUGCAAAACCUGGAAGUAUCGACUAUGCCAUUUUUUACAACACAGCGCUGCGUUUUUUAGAGAAAGAUCCCAUACAGGAAACAGUUUUUGCUGUCAUUUCGGAUUUAAACAAUGAAUAUUGCACUGAGAAUUCACCGUCGAUGGCGUUGCACAUGUGGAACGAAACUUUGCUUUAUGCCAGCGAUGAUUGGAAAUCUACCUCGUUAUUGACAUGGAUUGUAACAAAUUUACAUCAAGUAAGUGCGUGGAUUACGCCUUUGGGCAGCAAAAGUUUGACGUUAUCGUCCUUUCUUCAUCCGGGCCCUGCAUUGAUUUUAUUUACACCUAGAAAUCCACUGAAUUCCUUUGUGGAUUACUAUGAUUUGUUGCACGAGGUUGGAUUGGAAUAUUACAAUUGUGGGAAUAUGCUUCAUGUACAGCUGCAUGCCCUACGUGUCAGUGUUAAGCGCAAAGAUAAUCGCCACAAAUAUUCCGAGUUGAUGAAGACAUGUUCCUUGAAGACUACUGUACCGCACGUAAAAAGAUAUCCCUCCGUAGUCACAUAUACACUUCCGCAAAAAUGGGCAAAUCACUCUUGUUGCUUAGCAAAUUCAAAGGUGAUUCCAGAGAAAUGCUUCGACUGCGAUCCCGUCAAUAUAUUAAAUGAAAGACUGGAAUUAGAAUGCCAUCAUUUUGAAAACUGUAACGGCCACUCGACUACAAAUUAUCAAGCAAAAAAUGAAAAUUGUUACGACGAAGAUCCAAGAUCGGCUGGCAACCUUAUAAGGAGGUGGAAAACAGAAAACUGCCGCAUUGCGCAAUUGGCGCGACAGUUCCACCCGGUUCUUCUAAGCGAAUCUGUUCGAGAUACCGAAGAGGCGAGGUUAAAUGUUAGCGGACUGGCUUGCAAAUUGAACACGAGCAUGGCACUAAUUGCUUUGGAUUCCCUGCGAUAUUAUCACUUUGCGGAAAGGCUUGGUAUAGACAUCUCACAGGCUGAAGACAGAACUGCAGCCGUUAUAAUUAACCAAAAGAUGGAAGCACACCACAUCUUAUACGGACCAGUGAAUGAUCGAACUCUUCGUGAAUUCAUUGUUAAUUUUACUAGUAGCAGUUUGCCUCGCGCUCUCGACUCGGAAACGACCCUCAAUCCUAGAAGUAGACGUAAAUGCAUAGACCAAAGACGGAAAUCAACAAUACUAGAAUUAAAUACCGAUACAUUUUUUCCUAUUGUAAUGCAGGAUAAUAAGGCUGUGAUCGUUUUUUACUACUCGAAGCAAUGUUCAUUUUGCAGCGGAAUCUCAUAUACUCUUCUCACUGUUGCCAAAAUGUUGAAGGGGGUGACCUCGUUACAGUUCGUCCGACUGGACGGAGAUUUGAACAUUCUACCGUGGGCGUUUACGCUAGACAGUUAUCCGACGGUCAUUCUGUUCCCCAUGAAGCGGAAAUCGGAAAGCAGAAUUUUCCCGAGAGACAUUUCGGUGACGGUACCUAAUUUGAUUAGUUUUAUUUUAGUGAAUGUGAAUCCCAGUUUGAAACUGCACGUGAUGUGGACUCUCUGUAAACAAACGAAGUUUGAAGACGAAAAACUUCAGUGUGUGGCUUCAGUUCGAAAGGAGAACCUGUUCGUUAUAGAUAAUACGCUGCGCGCGUGGCGGCGAGCCGAUCUACUGAGCAAGAAGAAACUGCUCUACAGAUUGCAGCAGUUACGUAACAUUAACAUGUUAUUAGCGCAUUCAUCUGAUGACGCGUCAAGUAUUGAAUUGUAUUUGAAUAGGCUACAUUUUAUACCGACCGAUGACGUCCAAAUUAGCGUAGAUAAGAAAAAAUUUGUUCGCGACGAGCUCUGAUUUUGGCUAAAGUGGUCGCUGUUCGUGACCAGUGGUACCUUUAUCCUCGUUUGGACUCAUUUUACUUACGGUGCUAUGUCUGUUCAAUAUUUGAGUAUUUUUCUAAUAAAUAUUUAUGCCCCGUA